This is a messenger RNA of Tetrahymena thermophila SB210, 624 nucleotides long. RefSeq names its product Ras family small GTPase. Gene Ontology annotation, biological process: protein secretion; regulation of exocytosis. The record is from RefSeq and is a predicted model, not a curated record. Lineage: Eukaryota; Ciliophora; Oligohymenophorea; Hymenostomatida; Tetrahymenidae. Gene Ontology annotation, molecular function: GTPase activity; GTP binding. The transcript has 2 exons.
AUGUAAAGACCAAAAGAUACCGAAUACGAUUGGAUAUUUAAGUUACUUAUUAUUGGUGAUUCUGGUGUAGGAAAAACUAAUCUUUUAUUAAGAUUUUGCGAUGAUAAAUUUGCUACCUCGCAUUUAGCAACUAUGGGUAUUGACUUUAAAUCCAAAAAGAUAGAAAUUGAUGGCAAAAAAAUAAAAUUACAAGUUUGGGAUACUGCUGGCUAAGAAAGAUUUAGAUAAAUCACAUAAAAUUAUUAUAAAGGAGCUAUGGGCGUUAUUAUGACCUACUCAAUAAAUGAUAAAGAAUCCUUCAGAAAUAUUGAAGUUUGGAUGAAACAAAUCAGAUAAUAAGCAAGUGUAAACAUUGCAAAAUUACUAGUAGGUAAUAAAUGCGAUAUGGAAUCCGAAAGACAAGUAACAUUUGAAGAAGGUAAAUCCCUCGCAGACACAUUCGGAAUUAAAUUUUUCGAAACCUCUGCAAAAUCUGAUAUAAAUGUAACUGAGGCUUUCUUCACUAUUUGUAAGGAAAUUUAAGAAAAAAUUAAUAUCAACCCAGAACCAAAGAGUGAAUCUCCAUUUACUCUAAAAUAAGAAUAGAACAAUAAUGGUAAAAACACUGGAAGAACAUGCUGUUGA